Messenger RNA from Drosophila obscura, 607 nucleotides. RefSeq lists its product as uncharacterized. Lineage: Eukaryota; Metazoa; Arthropoda; Insecta; Diptera; Drosophilidae. The transcript has a single exon. The record is from RefSeq and is a predicted model, not a curated record. The coding region runs from base 104 to 547 and encodes 147 amino acids.
UCGAUGUUCUCCCACCUCUAAAAAACAAGCGGAAAAGUUAACUUCUGCAUACUUGCUCGAAAAGUAAACAAUUAUACAUAAUUAAUUAGCAAAAACUUUCAAGAUGGGUACACCUCGCAGGGGGUUCAACAAUUUCCCGCCAUACUCCCAGGGAAUGGGACAAUAUCCAUCACAGGGCUCGGAUUAUAUGUUGCAGCAUGUUGGUGGAAUGCAAGAACCACAACAAACCAAUUUCAGCUUCUACGAGGACAAAACUGCUCAGCCAAAGCCAAGUACACCACAUUUCUAUCAGAACAAGGCGCCCCAGGAGCAGAUGCACCGACCCCGGCAGCAACAACAACAGCCGUACGGUCAGGGCCGUGGUCGGAACUUUGGUCGUGGAGGAGGAGGGGGCUUCAAUCGCAGGCCCAACCACCACUUCAAGGAUCAGGGCUCGCAAUACUUUCAUCCCUCCAUGCUGGAGGAUCCUUGGCGCGACUUGAUGGACCGCCACAAUGCCAUCCACGCGCCCGUGGGGGAGGAACAAGAAUGGGGGGAUAGAAUGUAGCUAGUUUGUAACAUGUUAUAUAUUAAGCAACAGUUUCCAAUAAAAAGAAACUCGUUUGUA